GGUCUCAGCCAACUUCAACUCAACCCACUCAUCGCCCGCCAAUCUUGGAUCUACCCUCACCCACAUCCUCACAUGGCCACCAUGGCUCUCUCCUCUCCCACCCUCGCAGGCAGGGCUGUCAACAUCGCUCCAUCUUCCUCCGAGCUUCUCGGUGAUGGCCGUGUCACAAUGCGGAAGUCCGUUGCAAAGCCCAAACCCGUCUCCUCUGGUAGCCCCUGGUAUGGUCCAGACCGUGUUAAGUACCUCGGCCCCCUCUCCGGUGAAGCUCCUUCCUACCUCACCGGUGAAUUCCCCGGUGACUAUGGCUGGGACACCGCUGGUCUCUCUGCUGACCCAGAGACCUUUGCCAAGAACAGGGAGCUCGAAGUGAUCCAUGCCAGGUGGGCGAUGUUGGGGGCACUUGGGUGCGUCUUCCCUGAGUUGCUUGCUAGGAACGGCGUCAAGUUCGGUGAAGCUGUCUGGUUCAAAGCCGGUGCUCAAAUCUUCAGUGAGGGAGGGCUUGACUACUUGGGCAACCCUAGCUUGAUCCAUGCUCAGAGCAUCCUAGCCAUUUGGGCUACACAGGUCAUUCUCAUGGGUGCGGUUGAGGGAUACCGCAUUGCUGGCGGACCACUCGGUGAGGUGACCGACCCACUCUACCCAGGUGGUAGCUUCGAUCCACUGGGUCUGGCUGAUGAUCCUGAAGCAUUCGCAGAGUUGAAGGUUAAAGAGAUCAAGAACGGCAGACUUGCCAUGUUCUCCAUGUUUGGGUUCUUUGUUCAGGCCAUUGUGACUGGCAAGGGUCCAUUGGAGAACCUGGCUGACCACUUGGCUGACCCAGUCAACAACAAUGCCUGGGCAUAUGCCACCAACUUUGUCCCCGGCAAAGAACCAAUCACAACCAAGCUACUGAUUUCAUUGGAUGAUGUGGGCACAAUGGCUAGUAUCCUCACUGCCUCCACAGCGUAUAUAAAGGCAACGCCUGGCCUUAGGCAACUUCAAGCGCUCACUCAACCCACUCAUCUACCACCAUCCUUGGACCUACCCUCACCCACUCCAAAGAUGGCGACCAUGGCUCUCUCCUCUCCCACCCUCGCAGGCAGGGCUGUCAACAUUGCUCCAUCUUCCUCCGAGCUUCUCGGUGAUGGCCGUGUCACAAUGAGAAAGUCCGUUGCAAAGCCCAAGCCCGUCUCCUCCGGUAGCCCCUGGUAUGGUCCAGACCGUGUUAAGUACCUCGGCCCCCUCUCCGGUGAAGCUCCUUCCUACCUCACCGGUGAAUUCCCUGGUGACUAUGGCUGGGACACCGCUGGUCUCUCUGCUGACCCUGAGACCUUUGCCAAGAACAGGGAGCUCGAGGUGAUCCAUGCCAGGUGGGCUAUGUUGGGUGCACUUGGGUGCGUCUUCCCUGAGUUGCUCGCUAGGAACGGAGUCAAGUUCGGCGAGGCUGUCUGGUUCAAGGCCGGUGCUCAGAUCUUCAGUGAGGGAGGACUUGACUACUUGGGCAACCCUAGCUUGAUCCAUGCUCAGAGCAUCCUGGCCAUCUGGGCUACGCAGGUCAUUCUCAUGGGUGCAGUUGAGGGGUAUCGCAUUGCUGGCGGACCACUCGGUGAGGUGACCGACCCACUGUACCCAGGUGGUAGCUUCGAUCCACUGGGUCUGGCCGAUGACCCCGAGGCAUUUGCAGAAUUGAAGGUGAAGGAGAUCAAGAACGGCAGACUUGCCAUGUUCUCCAUGUUCGGGUUCUUUGUGCAAGCCAUUGUGACCGGCAAGGGUCCCUUGGAGAACCUGGCUGACCACUUGGCAGACCCAGUCAACAACAAUGCCUGGGCCUAUGCCACCAACUUUGUUCCUGGCAAGUGAAGUACUCGCUGAAACUAAAGAUUGUAAAUUAGAAGGAUUGUGUGAUCUUUUUGUUGUGUAAAAAUGUAACUCUGCUGUUCCAAAGAACACAACGUUUUUUCUCGCUUAA
Messenger RNA from Nymphaea colorata (pocket water lily), 1948 nucleotides. RefSeq lists its product as uncharacterized. Gene Ontology annotation, cellular component: chloroplast thylakoid membrane; plastoglobule; chloroplast envelope. The coding region runs from base 73 to 1839 and encodes 588 amino acids. Gene Ontology annotation, biological process: photosynthesis, light harvesting in photosystem I; response to light stimulus. NCBI's taxonomy places the organism in Eukaryota, Viridiplantae, Streptophyta, Magnoliopsida, Nymphaeales, Nymphaeaceae. The transcript is spliced from 2 exons. The record is from RefSeq and is a predicted model, not a curated record.